Molecule: messenger RNA, 1704 nt
Organism: Triticum turgidum subsp. durum (durum wheat)
Lineage: Eukaryota; Viridiplantae; Streptophyta; Magnoliopsida; Poales; Poaceae
Source: the annotation of a GenBank genome assembly
AUGGCCAGCACUAGAGGCGCAUGUGCUCCACUCGCGGCCGCGGCCUUCGUCUUCCUCGUGUGUGUGGCGGCCAUGGUUCUCUACACCACCAGCUUCUCUCUGUCAACAGCGCUACUAGCCGUCUCUGGCCUACGUUCAGACGACGUGUUCACCAUCCCACAUGCACUUACCACCAAAAGCAGCGGCGACUCGAACGUCGGCGGGCCUCUCCACACCAGCGUCCACACGUGCCGCAAGCCAAAGCUGCCGCCAAAUCCGCUCCCGCCCUUCUACUGCUGCCCCCCAGCAUCCGCGUCGUUGUCGGAGCCAAUCAACUUCACUCUCCCGGACCCGGCGGAGCCGCUCAGGGUCCGGCGGCCCGUGCACGCCGUGGGGGCGGAGUACAUGGCCAAGUACGAGCGCGCCAUCGCGCUGAUGAAGGCGCUGCCCCACACCGACCCGCGCAGCUUCUACCAAAUGGCCAACAUCCACUGCGCCUACUGCACCGGCUCCUACCGCCAGACGGGAAACCAGGAGCUGGACAUGCAGAUCCACUUCUCGUGGUUCUUCUUCCCCUUCCAUCGCGCCUACCUCUACUUCUUCGAGCGCAUCGCCGCCAAGCUGCUCGGGGAGCCCGACUUCGCGCUGCCCUUCUGGAGCUGGGACGUGCCGGACGGGAUGCGGAUGCCGCCCGAGUUCGCCAACUCCUCGUCGCCGCUGUACGAUCCUGUCCGGAACCCUAGGCACGCGCCACCCAGUCUUGUGGACCUGGGCUUCGUCGGCGUGGAGAGCAACCGCACAGACGAGCAGCAAAUCCAGCACAACCUUAGGACCAUGUACAAGCAGAUGAUUGGCAAUGCAGCUUUGCCGUCCCUCUUCCAUGGCCAGCCCUUCCGUGCUGGCCAGUCUGACAAGCCAGGCCCUGGGACAGUGGAGCUGUCGCCACACAACACGGUGCACACCUGGACCGGCGACAUAGCUCUCACCAACGUGGAGAACAUGGGAACCUACUACUCAGCCGGCCGAGACCCACUCUUCUACCCACACCACAGCAACAUAGACCGCCUGUGGCAGGCAUGGCGCGAAGUUGGCGCUGCCCGUGGUUACCGUGGCCAUGUCGACUUCAUGGACCAUGACUGGCUCGACUCCUCCUUCCUCUUCUACGACGAGGAGUCCCGCCUAGUGCGGAUCACCGUCUGCAACGUGCUCGAUACAGAGAAGCUCCGGUACAAGUUUGAUGGCGUUGGCAUGCCGUGGGUGAACGCACGCCCACCUACAACUCCAAACAUGAGCAAAAAGAAAGCCUUGCUCAAGUCCGUCAGAAUUCCACUAUCCCUUCACAAAGUUGUGACCGUAGAGGUAAGACGACCACAAGUGCUUCGAAGCACGCAAGAGAAGGGGGCGCGUGAGGAAGUACUGGUGAUCGAGGGCAUUGAGACCGACGGAACAGAAAUGGUCAAGUUUGACGUCUACGUGAACGCCAUGGAGCACGAGAAGGUGAAGCCCAGUGGGCGCGAGCUAGCAGGGAGCUACAUGUGCUUGAGUAAUCCACGUAUCGAUGGCACAGGCAAGGGGAUGCCUGUAGAAACAAGCAUGAGGGUGGCAUUGAACGAGCUCUUGGAAGAUUUGGAUGCCGAUGGUGAUGACACCGUGACCGUGACAUUGGUGCCCAGACAUGGGAAGGUUAAAAUCAGAAGCCUAAGAAUAGUGUACAUGGUGGAAUGA